UUAUAAAACUCCCAGUAACCUAAAACAAUUUCUGUAUGACAAAGCACUUUCCAGUGUCCAAAAUCUGUGAUUGUAAUCCUCUAAGCAAAUAAUUUGAGCAAUGGUAAUAGUCCAUCCAGCAAUCAUCCAAGAUGUUGAACACAGGCCAAAACUCACCAAAACUGAAGCAGAGGGCAUUCCAGUGAUUGAUCUCUCAAUACUGAAUUGUCCAUAUACAUCGACGACUGACGCGGAGUUAGAAAGUCUAGUUGCUGAAAUAAGAAAUGCAUGCAAGAAGUGGGGAUUCUUCCAAGUGAUCAAUCAUGGGGUGUCCUUAGAGUGCAGGGAAAAGAUAGAAUUGGCAUCAAGAAAGUUCUUUGGUUUACCUAAAGAGGAAAAGAUAAAAGUGAAGAGAAAUGAGGUGAACUUCAUGGGAUAUUAUGAUACUGAGCUCACAAAAAAGAUUAGGGACUGGAAAGAAGUCUUUGAUUUUACUGUUGAGAAGACAGCUAUGGUCCCACUUUCUCAAGAUCCUAAUGACAAGGAGCUCAGGGAGUUUCACAACCAAUGGCCUCAGUACCCUCCAGGAUUGAGGGAGGUGUGUGAAGAGUAUAUUCAACAAAUGCAAAAGUUGGCUUACAAGUUAGCAGAAGUGAUAUCACUCAGCUUAAGCUUGCCAGCAAAAAGGCUGAAUGAGUUCUUUGAAGACCAAGUUGCUUUUGGAAGGAUAAAUCAUUAUCCUCCUUGUCCUGUCCCUCAUCUGGCUUUAGGAGUUGGUAGACACAAAGAUGCUGGUUUAUUUACUAUUUUGUCUCAAGAUGAUACCGGAGGGCUUGAAAUAAAGAGGAAAACUGAUGGAGAAUGGAUAGGAGUUAAACCUACUCCUGAUGCUUACAUUGUAAAUCUUGGUGACGCUACACAGGUGUAUAGCAAUGGUGAAUAUGAGAGUGUGGAACAUCGCGUCGUGCUCAAUACUGAAAGGAGUAGAUUUUCAAUUCCAUUCUUCGUCAAUCCAUCGCAUAGUACUUGGAUACAACCCUUGGAGGAGAAGGUCAAUGAGAAGAACCCUGCAAAGUAUAAGGCCUAUAACUGGGGAAUGCUUUACACUCAUCGCAGAAAACACGAUCCCAAGACGCGUGAUGAGGAAAACCUUCCAGUUGAUCAUUUCAAGGCUUGAAACAAAUGAAUUUUAUGUUAUGUCUUCUUCAAGUAAAUGUGUCAUGUAAUAUAAAUAAUAACAUCUUUUAUUAGUGUCUCUGUCUAGUUGUAAUGAAAACACUGAAUCUCCUAUAUGUGUAAUCCCAGCAAAUUGUGUCACUUCUGCAGUAGAGUCAAUGUAAUUGUUUUCAUCUCAUCUUAUAUUACAAUGAUCUUAUCUUUGCCUUAA
Molecule: messenger RNA, 1366 nt
Organism: Solanum tuberosum (potato)
Lineage: Eukaryota; Viridiplantae; Streptophyta; Magnoliopsida; Solanales; Solanaceae
Product: 1-aminocyclopropane-1-carboxylate oxidase 5-like
Exons: 3
Coding region: 101-1156 (351 amino acids)
Source: RefSeq, a predicted model, not a curated record